Arctia plantaginis is the source of this 945-nucleotide messenger RNA. The record is from the annotation of a GenBank genome assembly. NCBI's taxonomy places the organism in Eukaryota, Metazoa, Arthropoda, Insecta, Lepidoptera, Erebidae.
AUGAAUAGUAUUACGAUAUUUUUAGUGUUCUUCGGAUCUCUUUCUGCACUAAAUGAUUAUGCCACGGCCAAUUCUAAGUGUGCUGCUGCUAUAUCUGCCUAUCCACCUGGCCCUGAAACAGGAUGCUGUGGCGUUGAAUCGGCUGAGACGAAAAUUUUAGGAGGAAAUCGAACAGAAAUAGACCAGUUCCCUUGGUUGGCUCAAAUUGAAUAUUUAAAAGAAGACAAGUUAAAGGUAAUCUGUGGUGCAACCCUUAUCGGCGGCAAAUUUCUUCUAACUGCAGCUCACUGCGUUUCAGGACCAAUCAUUAAAACUUUUAUUCCAAAAAAUAUUAUCCUCGGUGAAUAUGACACGAGCCACGAAGGCCCUGACUGUGUGCCAGCACUAGGUGGUGGUGAGGACUGUACAGAUGGUGCAAUAAGAAUACCAAUUGAGAAAAUAAUAAUACACCCACAAUACGAAGAUAAUAGCAAGUUAAGAAGAAACGACAUAGCUCUUAUUAAAAUGACAGAAUUGGCACCAUUUACAGAUUUCAUUCGACCCAUUUGUCUGCCAACUUCGGAUAUAACUCUGACAAAGGACCCGAUUAAAUGGCUCAAAUUUGCUGCUUGGGGGACAGCAUCGGGACCAAGCCCUGUUAAGUUGCACGUGGGUCUGCCUUUCGUACCUCAAGAGAAAUGUCAACUAGCUUACUCAUCUAAUGGCCGAGACAUUACUUUAUGGAAGGGCCAGCUGUGUGCUGGAGGCGAGAAAGACAAGGAUUCGUGCAAAGGUGACGGUGGAUUGCCACUCAUGAAUGAUAAUGGCGGAAGAUAUGAAGUAGUUGGACUUGUCAGUUUUGGUUCUACACCUUGUGGCACAGAAAAUAUACCUUCUGUAUUUACUAAUGUGUAUGAAUAUAAAUAUUGGAUUAUGAGCAGUGCAUCAGCAGCAGAACAGACAUAA